Messenger RNA from Acanthochromis polyacanthus (spiny chromis), 2658 nucleotides. RefSeq names its product transcription factor SPT20 homolog. The coding region runs from base 381 to 1364 and encodes 327 amino acids. The transcript has 6 exons. The record is from RefSeq and is a predicted model, not a curated record. NCBI's taxonomy places the organism in Eukaryota, Metazoa, Chordata, Actinopteri, Pomacentridae.
ACCACCAGGCGGUUCUGUCUGACGUGUCUCUGGACCACCAGGCGGUUCUGUCUGACGUGUCUCUGGACCACCAGGCGGUUCUGUCUGACGUGUCUCUGGACCACCAGGUGGUUCUGUCUGAUGUCUCUGGACCACCAGGCGGUUCUGUCUGACGUGUCUCUGGACCACCAGGCGGUUCUGUCUGACGUGUCUCUGGACCACCAGGCGGUUCUGUCUGACGUGUCUCUGGACCACCAGGCGGUUCUGUCUGACGUGUCUCUGGACCACCAGGCGGUUCUGUCUGACGUGUCUCUGGACCACCAGGCGGUUCUGUCUGAUGUCUCUGGACCACCAGGCGGUUCUGUCUGACGUGUCUCUGGACCACCAGGUAGUUCUGUCUGAUGUGUCUCUUCCUGUUUCCAGGCCUGUCCAAGCCCACACAGGGGACCUCCCUGGUUCCACCUAAGUCCAGACUGCAGACCCCCGUCACAGGUCCCGUUGCCCCCAGGAAGGUCCAGCGCCGCCCCUGGUCUUCUGCAGAGAAGGAGGCGAUCUGGAGGCAGCUGGCGGUCCACGUUCUGGUCAAGACGGUACCGGGGAAGGAGGUCUGUCAGCGCUGUCUGGACCUGGAGCCGGUCCUCAGGGGCCGACACUGGAAGGACAUCAAGAACCAGGUCCACAACCAGAUCCAGAGCCAGAAGAAGCAGCAGUUCCACGCUCAGAUGGACCUGGAGGAGAACCAGGAGCACCAAGACCAAAUCCAGAACCAGAAGAAACCCCAGUACCAACCUCAGAUGGACCUACAUGACCAGGACAACCCACAGAACCAGAAGAGACCCCAGUACCAACCUCAGAUGGACCAACGUGACCAGGACAACCCUCAGAACCAGAAGAGACCACAGUACCAGCUCCAGAUGAACCACCAGGCCCAGGACAGCAUCCAGAACCAGAAGAAGCUGGAUGACCACGCCCACCUGAACCACCAGGACCACCUCCACGUCCACAAGAAGCAGCUGUGCCACAGCAGACUGGACCACCAGGACCACGGCCCGGUCCACAAGAAGCAGCUGUACCAGAUGGACCAGCAGACCCUGCAGACGUUGGACCGGGACCCCUCCAUCCUCACGGUGGCCCCUUACGGACCCGACGGACACCGAGGACCCGGACAUCCGUUACUGGACCGGGAGCCCUCCAUCAGCCCCUACCCCCUGCUGCACCGGGCCCCAGGACCCCACAUGGACCAGCUGCUGUCCAGAACAGACUGGGCCGAGGAGGCCCUGGCCCAGAACUACCCGCUCAGCAGACCGCUGGGUCGGAACCUGCUGCAGGACGUCCCUCCUGGAGGACCACCACCGGACCCACACUCUGGACACGUCCACUUCUGAGGAACCACGGCCCGGUUCUGAUGGACUUUACUGACUGACAAGGCCCGGUUCUGAUGGACAUUUAUGACUGACAAGGAGCAGUUCUUUUUUUAUUAUUAUUAUUCUUUAUUUUCAGAAAGUGGGAUUCAAUACAAACAUGUUCAAGACAGAUAUUUUGAAAUACCAUCCACUUGUUUUUUUUUCCUUAGAAAUACAAAUGAACAGUUAGAACAUACCAAAACAAAACAAAAACAAAAACAAAAAAAAGAAAAAAGGGGGGAAGUGCACACAUUAAGUCUAUUAAAGUACACACAGUCUAUUUCAAAAAACAAUUUUAAGAGCAGGUGAUCUCGAUAAAGUCUGGUUGUAAUGGCUUUACAAAUCUGACCAUCUACUCAUCAGUUUACAAAGGCUCUCUUGUUAAGACGAACAGCAAAUGAAGUGGCUUCCAUCCUAUAAAUGUCGUUUACAAUGUUUAUCCAUUGGGACAGCGUGGAGGGGGGGGGGGGGGGGGUCAGGAAGGAGCCAACAUCAUGUGAUUGCCUUUUUGGCUGCUACUAUCAGAAUUGAAAAAGGAUAUUUAUUCAGCUGUCUGCCAUAAUGUUACAAUUUUCCAGAAAUAUAAUAGAGAACUGUAGUGGUAUCUUAAUAUUAACAUCUUAAUUAUGGCUUUAUUAACAUCAAGCCAGAAAGGCUUUAUUUUGGGACAUUCCCAAAGUAUGUGCCAAUGUCCUGCCAACAAGGUGCGGUUCUGAUGGACUUCACUGACAGCCAAGGCCCGGUUCUGAUGGACGUGUCCACAUAAAGACAUUGAGGACAGACGGGCCCUCUAACUGGACCCUGAGCUCACUGAAUGUCAGAACUUCUGCUUUUUGAAGGAGACGUGAGAACAUGCUGAAGGAACAGGACCACCUGACCUGGUACUGCAGGUCGGCUCUGGUUCUGCUCCGAGGACCAGUUCCUGAACCAGCAUGGGGGUUCUGCUCAGGAGGUGGAAUAAAUCCAGGUUCUGGUGUCAGAACUAUGCAGAGCAGAGCCACAGUUUAUUUACUGUCUGAUCCGGCACAGUCCAAGGGAGGACAAACCAGAACCUCUGAGCUGGACCCUACAGGUAACGUGUGUUCAGUCUCAGUUCUGUGUGUUUCCAUAACUUUAACAGUCGUACUCUUUAACCAGCCACGUUCAGUGUUAUUGCUGUUGUCAUGGGAACCGUCAGCUGUGUGUCCUGUCAGCUGUUCACCACUAGAUGGCAGCGUGUCCUCUGGAAUGAACUGUUGAGGUUUUUAAGGGAAUAAAAACGUUUUUACAGCCCUGA